AUGGCGUACACCUGGUAUGAGUCCUUGAGUGAAUGUGUACGUCUAAAAAUGACACUGUUAACGGUGGAUUCGGCUUCUAAACGUCAUCAAUUGGCUAACGCAAAACUUUCUGAUGCCAGUCAGGUUUGGAUAGGCGGCCAUGAUCUCAAGGUGGAUCGAUCAUUUGAAUGGAUAUCGAAUAGUAAGGCAUUUGUAUACACCUACUGGAACAAGGGUGAACCGAAUAGUGGCGAAGAACAUUGUGUCGAAAUGAUAUUUCCCUCGAUGUAUUGGAAUGAUGUUCGCUGUAUUAAGAAGCGAGGAUUCAUUUGUGAAGAAACUCCGAUCGCCGUGGAAAAAAAUCAAGAAAUCGCCAAACUAAAGGCGGACUUGACAAAACAAGCCGGACUGUUAAAUGAAAAAAUCAAACAAUUGGCACAAUUAGAAUUGCAAAAUAAGGCAAAUAAAUUGGUAGCCGAACAAGUUGCGAAACAAAUGCAACAAUUUGUACAGAAAAUCAAUCUUCACGAGAAGUCCAUAAAUGAAGGAUUAGUGAAAAUAUUAAAUGUGGCACUAAAUCAAACCGAUGUAUUGUCCCAACAAAAGGACAUAUUAGUGACUUUGAAAACGGACCAGGAAGCGGCAAGAGAAGAUAUUAAGUUGUACCAUAAGGAUGUAACCAAAACUCAAAUAAUCGCCAAUUCAAUGAAAGAGAACGACAGGAAAAUGGAUGAAUUGUUUACGAAAUUAACCGCAAUUCAGGAGGUCACAUCAAAUCAAAACUCCUCAAAACCAUGUUUUUAUAUUUAUUUUUAA
Molecule: messenger RNA, 795 nt
Organism: Musca vetustissima
Lineage: Eukaryota; Metazoa; Arthropoda; Insecta; Diptera; Muscidae
Product: lectin subunit alpha-like
Exons: 3
Coding region: 1-795 (264 amino acids)
Molecular function (GO): signaling receptor activity
Source: RefSeq, a predicted model, not a curated record